AUGUGUGGUAUACUAGGUGUUGUUUUGGGUAAUCAACAUAUAAAUGUCGCCCCAGAGUUAUUCGAAGGAGCCAUGUUCUUGCAACAUCGUGGUCAAGAUGCCGCUGGUAUUGCCACGUGUGGUUCCAAAGGACGGUUGUACCAGUGCAAAGGAAAUGGUAUGGCUCGUGAUGUUUUCACUCAACAAAGAAUGCAGAAUCUUAUUGGAAAUAUGGGAAUUUGCCAUUUACGUUAUCCAACUGCUGGGUCGAGUGCUGGAUCAGAAGCUCAACCAUUUUAUGUCAAUAGUCCCUAUGGUAUUUCAUUAAGUCAUAAUGGAAAUUUAGUCAACUCUAUUGAGUUGAGAAAGCAUUUGGAUGAAGUUGUCCAUCGUCACAUUAAUACCGAUUCCGAUUCGGAAUUGUUGUUGAAUAUUUUUGCUUCGGAGUUGGAUAAAUUCAACAAGAGUAGAGUCAAUAAUGCCGACUUGUUUACUGCAUUGACGGAAACUAUGAAGAGAAUCAGAGGCGCUUAUGCUUGCGUUGCGAUGUUGGCAGGAUACGGUCUUAUUGGAUUCAGAGAUCCUAAUGGAAUCAGACCAUUGUUGAUUGGUGAGCGUGUUAAUCAUGAUGGCACCAAAGAUUUCAUGUUGUCUUCUGAAAGUGUUGUUUUGAAAUCUCAUGGGUUUAAGAAGUUUCGUGAUGUACGUCCUGGUGAAGCUGUGAUUAUUCAAAAAAAUGGUGAGCCUGAAUUUAAACAAGUGGUUGAGCCAAAGAUUUUUGCUCCUGAUAUUUUUGAAUACGUUUAUUUCGCUAGACCCGAUUCGGUCUUGGAUGGUGUUUCCGUGUACAGGUCAAGAAUUGAAAUGGGAAUCAAGUUGGCCAAUAAGAUCAAACGAGUCAUGGAUGAAAAUGACAUUGAUGUUGUCAUUUCUGUUCCUGAUACUGCCAGAACUAGUGCCUUCCAAUGUGCAGUGAGCUUGGGGAAACCAUAUCGUGAAGGGUUUGUUAAGAACAGGUAUAUUGGUAGGACAUUUAUCAUGCCUAACCAACAAGAAAGACGCUCUUCAGUGAGACGGAAAUUGAAUGCAAUGGAAUCAGAGUUUCAAAAUAAAAAUGUGCUCAUUGUUGAUGAUUCGAUAGUUCGAGGCACAACAUCAAAGGAAAUUGUUUUGAUGGCAAGAGAGGCUGGUGCUAAGAAAGUAUACUUUGCAUCGUGUGCUCCACCUAUUAGAUACAACCACAUCUAUGGUAUUGAUUUGGCUGAUACCAAGGCUCUUGUUGGUUUCAACCGUAGUGAAGAAGAAAUUUCCGAAGUAAUUGGAUCAGACAAGGUGAUUUACCAAGAUUUACAUGAUUUGGUUGAUUGUUGUAAAUCAGAUAAAAUUAAAGAAUUUGAAGUUGGUGUAUUUACCGGAGAAUACAUUACUGGUGUUGAAGAUAAUUAUUUGCAAGAAUUGGAAAAGAUUAGAGCCCAGAAUCAGCGAUUGACUGAAUUGCAAAAUGGUACUGCAUUGAAGGGGUUUAGUGUCGAUGCAUGUAUUGAUCAAGGCGAUAUGGUUGAUGUUAAGGCUGAGGUUGAUAUAAGUAUUUACAACCGUGGUGAUUACUAG
Lodderomyces margitis is the source of this 1590-nucleotide messenger RNA. RefSeq names its product amidophosphoribosyltransferase (gene ADE4). The record is from RefSeq and is a predicted model, not a curated record. The transcript has a single exon. Gene Ontology annotation, biological process: purine nucleobase biosynthetic process; purine nucleotide biosynthetic process. Gene Ontology annotation, molecular function: amidophosphoribosyltransferase activity. Bases 1 to 1590 code for a protein of 529 amino acids. Gene Ontology annotation, cellular component: cytoplasm. Lineage: Eukaryota; Fungi; Ascomycota; Pichiomycetes; Serinales; Debaryomycetaceae.